CUGGCGCCGGGCCACGCUCUCUCCCCGCGAUGACGCAGCACGCACCGGGCGCGCGGCGUCACGCACCGCCCCGGCGCAAGAUGGCGGAGCUGGACUUGCUGGGCUCCAUCCUGAACUCCAUGGAGCGGCCGCCCGCCGCGGCCGACGGCGAGACGCGGCGCCGGGCGCGGGAACAAGCUGCUCGCAUGAAGAAGCUGCAGGAGCAAGAGAAGCGGCAGAAGGUGGAGUUCAGGAAGAGGAUGGAGCAAGAGGUGUCCCAGUUCAUCCAGGCCACCGGGGAGCCCCGGCGUCGCUUCCAGCCCAUGAACAAGAUCGAGAGGAGCAUCCUGCACGACGUGGCGGAGGUGGCCGGCCUGACGUCCUUCUCCUUUGGCGAUGACGAGGACAGUCGCUAUGUAAUGGUGUUCAAGAAGGAGUUCGCGCCGUCGGACGAGGAGCUGGAGGCGUAUCGGCGUGGCGAGGAAUGGGACCCGGCGCGGGCUGAGGAGCGGCGGCGCCUCCGGGAGCUGGCGGCACAGCAGGAGGAGGCGGAGCUGGAGCGCGGCCCCGCCCCGCCGGGGCCCCCCAACGACUACAAGGACAAAUACCGGCACCUGAUCGGCUCCGACGCCGCCAAAGCCGCCGCCCGCACCAUGGAGGCCAACAAGGCGUACGGCUGCGUGCCGGUGGCCAACAAGCGGGACACGCGCUCCAUCGAAGAGGCCAUGAACGAGAUCCGCGCCAAGAAGCGGCUGCGGCAGGCGGAGGACGAGGGCGGGGCCGGGGGGGGUGCCGGGGGUCCCGGUGUGUGAGGGGGGUACCCCCGGGGGUAUUUAACAGCGGGGGGAGGGUGGCGGGGAUGCACAGAGGGGGUGAUAAACCUCCUCAUCUCCUC
Molecule: messenger RNA, 874 nt
Organism: Taeniopygia guttata (zebra finch)
Lineage: Eukaryota; Metazoa; Chordata; Aves; Passeriformes; Estrildidae
Gene: SPAG7
Product: sperm associated antigen 7
Molecular function (GO): nucleic acid binding
Source: RefSeq, a predicted model, not a curated record